AAAAACCCCGAAAAUCCACGAUUCGACAGAGCGAGGGCUGUGCGAUCCGCGAGGAAGGCAAACAGAAGUAAUAGAGCGGGCGAAUCAAGACCACGACUUGAGGAAGAACGGAAUAUCGGCAGCUGCACAGUUGACGUGAAAUCAGCAAUAUGGAAUACGCUGAGCCAUACACGGGAAUUAUACGAAGAAUGAAUACCGUCAGCAUAGAACUCGGCGACCUAUCAAUCGGCCGAGUAGAAAUCGGCGACGUAAAAUUUGGCCGUGUAAAAAUCGGCAAUGUGAAAAUCAACGACCUGAAAACGAAAGACAUAGAAACUGCCGAAUUGAAAUUUGGUGAUGUAGAUGUUGGCAAAGUGUCGGUCAGCGACGUGCGUGUCGGCGACUUACAAACCGUCAAAGUGAAAAUCGACGACGUAAAGGUCAGCGACGUAGCAGUUGGCAGGGUAGAAAUCGGCGACGUAAAACUUGGGGCCGUAGAAAUCGGCGACGUAGAUUUUGGCGACGUUGAAAUCGGUAGGGAGAGACGACUAGAGUAAACCGAACAAAACGAAGGGAGCGCAUACAUAUGUAGUGUGCAUGUCGAAUCAUCAAAAAUGGAGAUGUUUGAUUUUUAAUAAAUAAAAGGAGCAAUUUGACUAAAAUAAAUGAAACCAGAAA
Megalopta genalis is the source of this 657-nucleotide messenger RNA. RefSeq lists its product as uncharacterized. NCBI's taxonomy places the organism in Eukaryota, Metazoa, Arthropoda, Insecta, Hymenoptera, Halictidae. The record is from RefSeq and is a predicted model, not a curated record.